Temnothorax curvispinosus is the source of this 1216-nucleotide messenger RNA. RefSeq lists its product as uncharacterized. NCBI's taxonomy places the organism in Eukaryota, Metazoa, Arthropoda, Insecta, Hymenoptera, Formicidae. The record is from RefSeq and is a predicted model, not a curated record. The coding region runs from base 160 to 1164 and encodes 334 amino acids. The transcript is spliced from 8 exons. Gene Ontology annotation, molecular function: oxidoreductase activity.
UAUUAAUCGCAACAAGUCGCCUUUUCACAGUAUUGCAAUAUCGUGCACACUUAUUCCGUUUGGCAUUUUAAAAGAAAAAAUUCUUUCAUCUAUUGCAACGACAGUAAAAAUAAUAUUAUUGUUGUGAUUAGUGUUUCUCACUUAAACAGACGAAGCGAGAUGGAGAGAAGACAUAUCGACGAUAUUCAAAUGCCGACAGUAGAUGAACAUUUUAAACUACUGUUAGAGGAUGAUAGUAUAAUCGAACCAAAAUUCACCAAUACAACGCCCGACGAUCUUCCAAAUUGGUAUGAUGAAGAAUUAUUCAAAGAAGCUCAAAACUAUUAUAAACGAAAUAUGAUGUCAAUGGUACUAGCUAGCUUUGCCGGACUUCUUGCGAUAAUAGCAGUCCCGGAAACAUUAAGGGUGCUCAUAUACACUAAUAAAAGCAGUAUACCUUGCGUGACUUUUAGUAGGUAUACGCAAACUCUGUUGCACAUAUACAAGCUAUAUACAAGUGAUCCAAACGACCCGGACUCCGACAUGUACAAGACAAUAAAUGUAAUUCACCGAAAACACAAGAUGAGUAGUAAAAGAUCAGAGAAAGCAGGUGUUGGAGGGAUUUAUCAACGAGAUAUGGCAAUCACACAGUUUGCUUUCAUAGGAUAUGUAUUAAUCGCUCCAAAAUCUAUCGGCUUGUGCAAUAAGCCGCAAGAAGAAGAAGCACUUAAUCAUUUCUGGCGUGUAAUAGGUCACAUGUUACAAAUUCCCGAUCGACUAAAUCUGUGUCGCAAAACCGCAGCAGAAACUCGCGAAUUGUGUCAAAAAGUAUCUGAUAUUUUGACAGAAUAUUUGUAUAAUGCUCCACCUGAAUUUUAUCAGAUGGCAUUAGCCAUAUUAGAUGGAUUAUGGUAUAUGGAUAUAACUUUAGACAAACAUGCUUUUCUAAAAUUUACCUAUCGGUUGCAUGGUAUAGAAUAUAAUAAGCCAAUUGGAUGGUACAGUUGGUUAAAUGCAAAAUACCGUGAUUUGAUACUUCAACUUUGCCUUGUACCCUAUGUCGGAGCAGUAGUAAAAAUUUAUUAUAAAUAUGUACUUCUGUUGACAUUGUGGCUUGUAAAGAAAUGGCCUGUAUUAGCAUGGUUGUCACUCGGAAAACAAAAUUCUCACAUCAUAUUAUAUUAAAAAUACGUGUAUAGUCAUAAUCUCUUACUUUCUCCGACUUUCUCUUUUUAUU